AUGAAUGUAUUGCACAUUGCGGCCAAAAAAGCUGACGAGUACUUGAUCACACUCCUUCUUGCUUCAGGGGCAUCAUCGCACGCCAGGAGCUCCUCGGAGCCAACACCGCUAUAUCGUGCGGCGCGAAGUGACUUAGUGGCUGUCCUUGAAAUGCUCUACGACGCCGGUGCUAACAUUGACGCCUUGACAUGUGAUAAGUAUAACCCUCUGAGUGAGGCGGUCAUUGGCGGCCACCCGGAGGUUCUGCGAUCGCCGCUUGAACAAGGUGCGCAUCCCAGUAUUGCAAACGACGACGCUGCUGCAGUGUCAUCGUCAUCUGAUAAUACGUCGGCAGAUUGGAAGGCAGGAGCCAAAGGGACGAUUGAGACGAAAGAAGCGCGAAACCCCCCGGAGAUGAUCGACACGAUGACGCAAACGCAGCUGGAAUACCAAGUCACAGACCUGCCGACGCCGGCGAAAUAUUCCUCCCCCUUUGUGGCCGUUCGGCAGGACAAGUUCGCCGAGCUGUCGGUCAAUCCGUCGACCCAAAUCGGAUCUCGACCUCAACGCCGCCGCAAACCUACCAAAGACGCCGCUAGCGUCGCCCCGUGGGCGAGAUCCAACGCUGCGGAAAACUUACUUCUAAUUCUCCGAAUCCAGGCCAGCGGAUGGGCAAAGAUGCAACGGGGAUCGCGUUCGCCAACACGGGCGUGA
This is a messenger RNA of Letharia lupina, 693 nucleotides long. RefSeq lists its product as uncharacterized. The transcript is spliced from 2 exons. NCBI's taxonomy places the organism in Eukaryota, Fungi, Ascomycota, Lecanoromycetes, Lecanorales, Parmeliaceae. Gene Ontology annotation, molecular function: protein binding. Bases 1 to 693 code for a protein of 230 amino acids. The record is from RefSeq and is a predicted model, not a curated record. Gene Ontology annotation, cellular component: cytoplasm.